AUGCUCACCGGCCCAGAAACUCGUUACUCAAUGAUAGAAAAAUUGGUUCUAGCACUAGUGCAUGCAUCUCGGCGCUUGCGCAGGUAUUUCUCGGGCCACGUCAUCACGGUUCUCACAAAUUAUCAUUUAGGCCAAAUCUUAUCAAAACCCGAUGUAGCGGGAAGAUUGGCUAAAUGGGUUAUCGAGCUGGGAGGAUACAAUAUCUUCUACAAGCCAAGACCAGCAAUUAAAGGGCAAGUACUAGCAGACUUUGCUACUGAAGUGCCCAUCGAUAAAGUACAAGAAUGCGAGGCAAUCCAGAAUCCUACACCUGUUUUCGAUGACAGAGUCUGGACCUUGCACACAGAUGGCGCUUCCAACGAUGACGGAGCAGGAGCAGGCCUCCGAUUAGUCAGUCCAGACAAUCAUGAGCUCACAUAUGCCAUACGCUUAGAUUUCCAAAGUACCAACAAUGAGGCUGAAUACGAAGCAUUUUUAGCGGGACUUCAUUUAGCGCUCAAAAUGGGGGCAAGGAACCUCGAGGCCAAUGUUGAUUCAAAGCUUGUAGCCGAGCAAGUUAACGGUCACUACGAUGCAAAAGGUGAAGCUAUGGCAUUAUACCUUGAACAAACACGGAUGCUAAUCAGCCAAUUCCAGACAUUCAGGGUUAAACAUAUCAACAGAAGCGAAAAUAAGCACGCAGACGCGCUUAGUAAAUUAGCCGCUACCAGCUUCAAACACCUAGCAAAAGAAGUGCGCAUAGAAGUACUGUCUAACCCUUCAAUCCAUCUCAAGCAAGUGAACGUUAUAGAGGUCGGUAAUCCAUCCUGGAUGUCUCCGAUCAUCUUAUACCUACAACACGGGAAACUCCCGGAAGGAAAAGCAGAAGCGCGAAAACUCCAACACAAAGCGAUAAAUUACGAAAUGGCAGAUGGCGUCCUUUAUCGAAAGUCAUUCAUGGGACCAUUACUAUGCUGUGUCGACAAAACAGAUGCUCAAUACCUGGUCAGAGAAAUCCACGAAGGUUUAUGUGGAAUUCACGCGGGACCACGCAUGGUCGUAGCAAAAAUAAUGAACGCCGGAUACUACUGGCCAGGAAUGCACAUGGACGCAGUUGAUUUAUUAAGAAGAUGCGCAGCUUGUCAGCGCCAUGCACCAAAGACACUCCGACCAAAAAAUCCGCUAGUGCCUGUCACAUCCGCCUGGCCAUUCCAACAAUGGGGCAUCGAUCUUGUUGGCCCAUUCCCUGAUGCGCCAGGCGCAGUAAAAUUCAUCAUCGUAGCGGUCGAUUACUUCACUAAAUGGGUGGAAGCUAAAGCCUUGGCUUCAACCACAGCAAUGGUCAUUCGCAAAUUUAUAUGGGAACAUAUCAUUUGCAGGUUCGGAUUGCCAUUGCGCAUUAUCUCUGACAACGGCACAAACUUCGCCUCGGAUGAUCUUCAAAAAUGGUUCAAAGAAAUGAAGAUCGAGCAUCAUUUCGCCUCCGUCGCGCACCCACAAGCGAAUGGUCAAGUAGAAAGUGUAAACAAACAGAAUGUUGAUGGCAUAAAAGCACGGCUAGGGACAGCACGCAGAGGGUGGGUUGACGAACUCCCCAGCAUCCUCUGGGCGCAUCGAACAAUGCCAAAGACUAGCACAGGCGAAACUCCGUUCAGUCUAGUCUAUGGGUCUGAAGCCGUCAUCCCAACUGAGAUUGGCUUACCAUCACCACGCAUGUUAGCCAUGGAAAAAUAG
Messenger RNA from Helianthus annuus (common sunflower), 1713 nucleotides. RefSeq names its product protein NYNRIN-like. Gene Ontology annotation, molecular function: RNA-DNA hybrid ribonuclease activity; nucleic acid binding. Lineage: Eukaryota; Viridiplantae; Streptophyta; Magnoliopsida; Asterales; Asteraceae. Gene Ontology annotation, biological process: DNA integration. The transcript has a single exon. The coding region runs from base 1 to 1713 and encodes 570 amino acids. The record is from RefSeq and is a predicted model, not a curated record.